AUGUGCACUCUGCGUCUGCUCCCUCUCCUCCUGUCUCUGGCCCAGGCGGGUGCCCAGUGCUCCUUGACAAGACACGUGCUGUACGUGGAGAAGGAAGGGUGCAACUUCUGCAUGGCCAUCAACACCACCAUCUGCGCUGGAUUCUGCAUGUCACAGGAUGUCAACAUUAAAACCCUUCUGCCAAAGAUCGCCCUGACCCAGAGAGUCUGCACCUACCGAGAAAUCAAGUACAUUUCCCUCAGACUUCCUGGAUGUCCAGCUGACAUUGACCCGAUCUACAGGUUCCCAGUGGUCUUGGGUUGUGUGUGCAGCCAGUGUCUGACCGACACUACAGACUGCACCAGUGGAAUUGAGGCACCUCUUUACUGCAGCAAACCGCGAUGGAACAUCCCCACUUCCCGCUCCCCCAUCCUCUCCCUCUCGGGUAAAACACAGGAGGCUCUGCAGUUCCUUCCUCCAAUUAAUUAG
Messenger RNA from Pristis pectinata (smalltooth sawfish), 468 nucleotides. Its product is annotated as thyrotropin subunit beta-like. The coding region runs from base 1 to 468 and encodes 155 amino acids. Gene Ontology annotation, biological process: G protein-coupled receptor signaling pathway. NCBI's taxonomy places the organism in Eukaryota, Metazoa, Chordata, Chondrichthyes, Rhinopristiformes, Pristidae. Gene Ontology annotation, molecular function: hormone activity. The transcript is spliced from 2 exons. The record is from RefSeq and is a predicted model, not a curated record. Gene Ontology annotation, cellular component: cytoplasm; extracellular region.